Molecule: messenger RNA, 597 nt
Organism: Cucurbita moschata (crookneck pumpkin)
Lineage: Eukaryota; Viridiplantae; Streptophyta; Magnoliopsida; Cucurbitales; Cucurbitaceae
Product: basic form of pathogenesis-related protein 1-like
Exons: 1
Coding region: 1-597 (198 amino acids)
Cellular component (GO): extracellular region
Source: RefSeq, a predicted model, not a curated record
AUGGUUUUCUCCCUCACAUUCCAUAUUAAGUUUUCUAUCUCUAUAUACAUCAUUCCCUCAUUCUCAAUCUUCAUCUCAUCUCUCAUUGGAAUUACGUGGACUCAAACCCUUCCGAUCAUGGUCGCUUUCAUUGCCACUUUCAUUUUCCUCCUCGCCCUAACCAACGCUCAAAACGCCCCCGGUGACUACCUCGCGCUUCACAACCGAGCUCGAGCCCAGGUCGGCGUCGGCCCCAUGCAAUGGAGCAACACCGUGGCCGCGUACGCUCAAGCCUAUGCGAAAAAAAGAAAGGGUGACUGCGCCAUGAUUCACUCAACCGGGCCGUACGGGGAAAACAUAGCCGCGGGCUACUACCCUGAGUUUACUGGGGCAGAUGCGGUGAAGCUGUGGGUGAACGAGAAGCCGCUGUAUGAUCAUGCGUCGAAUAAAUGCGUGGGUGGUGAAUGUGGGCACUACACUCAGAUGGUGUGGCGGAGCUCGGUGCGGCUUGGAUGUGCUAGAGUACCCUGCAAGGCUAAUUCUCAGUUUGUUGUUUGCAAUUAUGAUCCUCCUGGCAACUAUAUUGGGGAAAAGCCUUAUGAUUCUUGGGUGGUAUGA